Messenger RNA from Hyalella azteca, 912 nucleotides. RefSeq lists its product as uncharacterized. Gene Ontology annotation, cellular component: cytoplasm. NCBI's taxonomy places the organism in Eukaryota, Metazoa, Arthropoda, Malacostraca, Amphipoda, Hyalellidae. Gene Ontology annotation, molecular function: phosphatidylinositol-3,4-bisphosphate 4-phosphatase activity. The record is from RefSeq and is a predicted model, not a curated record.
UGUGCAGUGUAAGACUCUUCAAACACGUUUGGAGCUCGUAAGUAUUUCUGAACUCUCGCACCAGUGACUGCAAUCAAGUAUGUUGAGCCUAUGCUUGUGAUUUAUAAAUCCUGGCUUUUUUUGAUGUUGGGCUUACUUAAGAAAUGAAAUUCUAAGCAUAUAUAUUAUCGCGUCCUGAUGAACAUGACAACCUUGUCAGUCAACGCCAACAGCAGUCGCCUGACGAGCAGUAGAGACGAUGGACCGCGCAUCCCGUGUCUCUCAGAGCGGUGGUGGGGUGGAGGUGGAGGGGACAUGCGCUACCACAAGGGGGGUUUGAGCGCCCUCGCCUCACUGCCGUCCCACCUCUUCGACAGGGAGGGCCUGCUGCUGCUCAGAGAACGCAGCGACUCCUUCUUCAGGAGGGCUGAAGUGAGCUGCGAGCGAUGGUGUCGGCUGCGCGGCAAUUUGCUCUUCUACCUGAAGAGUCGCGACCACUGGUCCGAGGCCUGCGGUGUUAUAGUGCUCGAGCACUGCAAAGUUACUGUAGAGGACAGCGCCCCGCAUGCCUUCACUAUAGUGUGGGGAGGCGGGGGUGGUGGCCAGGUGUGUGAGGCUGCCAGUCAGGCUGACAGAGACGCCUGGGUGACGACCAUCACACGCUGCGCUCCUGCAGCUCUCACGGCGCAGCUUGCAAGCUUGCAGGAGGCAGUCGACAGCAAGAAGGCGUUUCUCGACGCUCGUAUCGCUUCUGCUUCUAAAGCUGGGACAAACAUACACAGCAGCAGCAGCGGCCGCUUGGAACUGUCGCUGUCCUGUGACAAUCUGCCGUGUGUGGGGGCCAGUCUUCCUCCCGUGGCCUGUGCUGUGGUGCAGCUCAUGCCACGUGAUCAUCACACGUGGAACACGUGCCAUACAACUGAGGUUAUCAAG